This is a messenger RNA of Xenopus tropicalis (tropical clawed frog), 2043 nucleotides long. RefSeq names its product mucin-1-like. Lineage: Eukaryota; Metazoa; Chordata; Amphibia; Anura; Pipidae. The record is from RefSeq and is a predicted model, not a curated record. The transcript has 2 exons. The coding region runs from base 220 to 1578 and encodes 452 amino acids.
AUCCCACCAGCAAGAAAGUCUGCCCAGCGACCACCCAAGUGGGGGGUGGUGGGCCAUGGCUGCCGGCCAGUGAGCUGGGAGCGUGUCAGGUUACUAGGUAACCCCUGCACCUAUCACCAUCCCUCCUCUAGUACCUCAUGUCAGAGAAAAGUGAUUCCUGUCAGGGAAGAAAGCUCUUCAACUUAGAAAUGUUCAGAAGUUUUCAACAUACUCACAAACAUGUCUGGUGGUCCGGAGAUCGAUGCCCUCCUAGCCAGGGUGAAGGAAGCAGCCAUGAGAGAUGGAGGUACUUGGCUUCGUCAAGCCCUUGAAGCAGCCAGCGCAUCUGAUGUACCUAGGACUGAGGCAGUGACAGCAGCCACGGGGUCCAAGGGCCGCAGAUCCAGGCCGCCCACCCGCCUCAGCCCAAGUCCAGUUGGGGGAAGGAAACGGGCAGGCAAACGGCGACCCCCCCCCUCAGCAUCCCCACAGCCUGCAGGCUCUCCUCCAAAUGCAGCCCGGACACGCAGGGCAAGCAGAGCCCCAGCAGCACCUACUAACCAGCCUGCACGACCUGAGGGUCCAACUGAGCAACCCGCUCUCCCAGCAAGCCGGCGGCGCAGCAGGAGAGGAUCCGGACCGGCUUCCCCCACAAGCAGACGAAUGGCGUCCCCAGGCGCUAGGACCCAGCCUGCUUCUUCGGCUGCCGAACGCCAUACUGAGGUUCCUAGGCGCGCGCACCGUGAUGACGUCAUUGCGCAAGAUGGCCGCCGCGACGUGCGUUCCACCGUGCGUUCCAUGCGUUCCACCAUGCGUUCCACGCAGGAAUCAGCGCACACAAGCAGCAGAGAAGCCCAGGAUCGCCCCUAUUCAGCUUCACAGCAGGGGAACUACCUGGCAGAAGAGGAUUUCAGCGCCUCAUCCCCUCCAUACACACGGGCAGCAGAAUGGAGCCCCCAGGGUCUUGAUGACCUACCCGAACUUUCUCCCACGGUCCAGCAGCGUACGCCCAAAGCUACAGUGUGGAUUCUGGGCCAUUCUUAUGUUUAUUGGGCAGCGAGACGGGCAUCCAUUCGCAGUUACGGCAGACAGCUUGGUUUCCCUGAAAGUACAGUACGUGCCCGUUGGAGGGGCAUUAGGGGCCUUUUGUGGCAACAGAUCUUACCGGAAUUUCUUCAGCUCCAAGGGAUAACAACAGGCCCAAAGGUAAUAGUGAUCCAUGCGGGGGGGAACGACAUGGGGAUGGGCAAGAAUGCGGACCUCAUACAUUCCAUUAGGCAGGAUCUGGAGCGUUGCUCCAAGUUUUUAAGAUCCUGCGUUCUGGUUUGGUCUGAGAUCAUACACAGGCGCGUAUGGCGUCACGCCAGGAAUCCCCUAGCCAUGGAAAAGUGCAGGAAAAAGCUCAAUAUGUCCGUUUCAGCGUUUGUAAAUACCAUAGGUGGGGUAGUUGUUAGACACAGGGAAAUGGAACAAGAUGGCCCACACCUACUUCGAGAUGAUGGGGUGCACCUUAACCCAAUUGGAUUAGAUAUAUUUAAUAUGAACCUCCAAUCAGGCAUUGAAACAGCGCUGUUGAUGUUGGGGCACCAAUCCGGCUAGGAGUAGCCGAAUUGGUGGUGGCGGAUGGCAACAUCUGACAGCGUAGUCUGGAGAUAUAUUUGGUGAGUUAAGCGGCUGGUCAGCAGCUUACGGCUGGGGCCAGCUGCAGGAGACUCCUGGUACAGCGGGGUUCAAUUCGUGCCUGCCGGGCCCCCCGGCAGUUGGCAUAUUUUGUUAUGUGGUUUUUUCAUAUAUAUAUGUUUAAUAAAAGCUGUGGCCGCUAAUUUAUCCACACAAAUGUUGUUGUGUCGUUAUUAUGAAUGUUUGAGCGGCCACAGUGGCACUCCCAGCUCAUCUGGCCUUUUGGCAGCCAAGUCUGCCCAGCGACCACCCAAGUGGGGGGUGGUGGGCCAUGGCUGCCGGCCAGUGAGCUGGGAGCGUGUCAGGUUACUAGGCAACCCCUGCACCUAUCACCAUCCCUCCUCUAGUACCUCAUGUCAGAGAAAAGUGAUUCCUGUCAGGGAA